AUGACCAUAUGUAAGAGCAAGUACAAAAACACCGGGACGGAGGAUGACAAGCUGCUGUUCAAGACGUGCACAGAGUCCACUGAAUAUCUUCAUUUAUAUUUCAGGGAGUUGAAGGAACACCUGAUCACGCACAGAAAGUAUGAGGAGCUAUUUAACUUUUGCUAUGUCACACUGAAAAAUAUAAAGAACCCCGCCAUCUCGCGGACCACGGCCUUGAAGGUCAUCGGCAUAGCCUUCACGCUGAAUCCCAAGUCUGCGGACCUACCAGUGAGCAAAGACAUCAUCACAUACGCAUACAAACUGCUCAAGCGAAAUAAGGAAGGGACUAAUAGAAAAUACAUCACCUACUUUGGUCAUAGCACAAACAAAGAAAAAGACAGCCUCGUUAGUGAGUCAAUACAUUUUUUCAAAAUCACCGAAACGAUUAAAGCUAAGAAACUAUUCAAGGAUAAUAAAUUUAUUAACAACAUAUUUAGAAAGAUACAGAAGAAAAAAAUUUUUAUUGAGCCGGGAUGGUCCUUUUCCUAUACCCCUUUGCUUAGUGACUUCACGAAUGCGAAGAGGGAACUGCUCGAGCUGCUCGAAACGGAGUUUGUAAGCCAUGGCAAGGUUGACCAAGUCUACUCUAACUACAUCAGAUGCCUUAAUGAGGUGAAGGAGAAGACCAUCGAGUUUUUGGAAAAUGGAGAAUAUGAACCCUACUGCAAAUUUUUUGAUGAAAUGCAAGAGGAAGACGAAAUAAACGUGCGCUAUGAAUCCUACCUGCUGAGCCGCCCAGAGUUCUUCAAGGAGAAGGAUCAUAAGGAUUCCCACAGAGGGACCAGCCCAUCGCAAAAGGAACAAAUAAAAACAAAAUCGAGUGGUACAUUAUUAAACAAUCAAGUGGGUUAUGAGGAGGUAAAUAAAAGGACAAGCAGCAUGAACAGGGGGGUGGACACUCAUUCAGAGGUUAACAAGGAAAAAAGUGUUACCUCCGCAGUAGGAUCAAAUAAUAAAAAAAAAACUCAUGAGAAAGGUGAAUCUAAAUCAUUGUCUAAGAAUAUUACAAGUAGUGUAACAAAAUUUGCUUCGUCCCUUGUGAAGAAUGCUCCCUCAGGGGUAGCAGUCAGUGGAGGACUCGAGGGAAAUGUGAAUGACGAGGGAGUGAUGUUUCCAGAGGGGGACAAGAUGAACCAGAAGAAACCUCCUUUUGAUGAUGGCAAUAAAGAGGCAGGGACGGGAGGUAAAUCAGUCGCCUUUGCGCCGACCAGCAAGUCCUUGGAGAAUCACAGUGGAAAAGGGCUCGGCAAGACGCAGACGGGUGCUUCGAUGGACAAGGAUGACGAGAAGGAAAAUGGGAAAAAGAAAAAAAUAACCACAAGUAAGAAAAAAAAAAAAGAGCAAAAUGAUGAGCAGUGUAAGGAGCCCCCUGUAUUCCCCGAUGAAAGGACGUGGCCAGGGGACGCACAGGUGGACACGAAGAACAAGGCCUCCUUGAGCAAGACGGUCGCGUUUGACCUUGUGGGCACCGAGAAGGCCUCCCAAGACGCCAAGUAUGCAGGAAAGCACCAAGUCGCAGCGCGGGAUGACCACUUUAACGAAAAGGAGAUCCAAAUAAUAAAUGAGUUCAACGCAUACCUAAAUGAAGGAAUGGGUCAUAUGACGCAGCAACAAAGUGCUUACCAAAAGGAAUGUAAAGAAUUUAAUAAUUAUGUACAUGAUGGAAAUAAUGCUCUUUGGGAUAGCCUGAUAAAGAAGAGCAACUUUUACUCCAUUAAGGAAGACUUUUUAAAUUAUAAUAAAUUUUUGAAGGCAAAGGAAAAAGACACCAAGGAGGAAACUCUGGGCGAUCUCCUUGGCAUGAACAAAUACAUUGACUUGAAGAAGAAAAAAAAUAAAAGUAGAAAUAAAAGUAAACACAGAAAAAUGAAUCCCGAUGAGCUAAACUGUAUCAUCAACAAGUUCACAGACAACUUAUCUCCAACUAGACACUUCAAAAAUGAGCAGAAGAAAGUUCCAUCACAAGAACAAAGCGGAGGAAUGCCGUUUACUACCACCCCCAUUGAAACUCCUUUAGGAAUUGCUCAAAAGCAGAGUGAUAAGAGGAACUCCAUCGUUUCAUCACAAAUGAAUGACCCAACACCCAUCUCCUCCUGCAAUAAAUAUUUCACGAAGAAUGACAAUAUAUCUUACGUACAAGAUGCAGUAUUGAAAAAUGGGUCUCUGUUGUUAAGGGACGACAACCUCGAGAUAUCCCUGAGUCAGCACUACUACGGCAACAACGGGUUGAUAAAAAUUUACGUGAAGAAUAAAAAGCUGGUGAAUUAUUACGACGUGGAUAUUAAAAUAUCGAACAAAAUUUUAUUCCCCUUGAAAAUAAAAUUUCUCAACUAUGAGAAGAUGCUUUGCGCGAAUGCGACCAACUGCUAUGAAAUGGCCGUGAAGUGCAUGCACAUGUAUAAGGGCUUUCCCUUAAUUAAGAUUUCCUACCGCAUGCAAGACAUGUUCAGAAAAAGCAUCGAGUUGAGGCUGCCCAUCCCAAUCAAUAAAUUUAUGAAGAACAUUAAAAUCACCAAGGACGUUUUUGUGAAAUUCUGGAACAACGAAAAUUUUAAUAUAUAUAAAAAGGAGAAAGUGAUUUACAAGGUGGACUCUGUGGACACAGAGCAGAUCGUCGCCAUGUCCUGUUUGGGAAAUGCACUAAGUGUGUGCUACAUAGAAGAUACAAUUUAUUUGAGCGGGUGCUAUGCGGACAAUGCAAGCGCAUUGGAUAAUUAUUUCGUCCUCGUGGGAAUUGAGGUGUUGAAGAACAAACUGAAGAUCAUAUGUAAGUCGACUAACCCGACCCUAUCAUCGGCCAUCCUUUUUUUAAUCAUACUCAUUCUUAAGAAGCACGACCAGGUGUAG
Molecule: messenger RNA, 2886 nt
Organism: Plasmodium fragile
Lineage: Eukaryota; Apicomplexa; Aconoidasida; Haemosporida; Plasmodiidae
Exons: 10
Coding region: 1-2886 (961 amino acids)
Source: RefSeq, a predicted model, not a curated record